Molecule: messenger RNA, 1560 nt
Organism: Kuraishia capsulata CBS 1993
Lineage: Eukaryota; Fungi; Ascomycota; Pichiomycetes; Pichiales; Pichiaceae
Exons: 2
Coding region: 1-1560 (519 amino acids)
Biological process (GO): autophagy of mitochondrion; nucleophagy; protein localization to phagophore assembly site
Cellular component (GO): fungal-type vacuole membrane; phagophore assembly site membrane; cytosol
Molecular function (GO): phosphatidylinositol-3-phosphate binding; phosphatidylinositol-3,5-bisphosphate binding; protein binding
Source: RefSeq, a predicted model, not a curated record
AUGUCUGCAAUGACCACAAAUAGUGCUGCGUUGGAAUUUGCCAAGGCUGCCUCUGAAGCAACAACCAACUUUGUACAGUCCCAUUACAACAACAAGGAUUCCAUCAACUUUGCAAACUUCAAUCAGGACUUUUCAUGCAUAUCUGUUGGUUAUGAGAGUGGCUACAAAAUAUUCAAUUGCGAGCCGUUUGGAAAGUGUUAUACCAAAACGGAUGGAAGCGUGGGAAUUGUGGAAAUGCUGUUUUCGUCUUCAUUGGUGGCGAUGGUGGGAUUGGGCGAACACCCGGCUCUUUCGCCCCGGAGGCUCAAGAUCGUAAAUACCAAGAGACAGACCACCAUUUGCGAACUUACGUUUCCGACGUCAAUUUUGGCAGUCAAAAUGAACCGGGAAAGGCUUGUGGUACUUCUGGAGGAAACCAUAUACAUAUACGACAUCAACAACAUGAGGCUACUGCACACUAUAGAGAUCCCGUCCAACCCCAACAGUCUAAUAGCCCUUUCUCCCACUACGGAUAGCAACUAUCUGGCUUAUCCCUCACCCCCGAAAAUCCCAGCCAAGGGGAACUCCAACAACGAUUCUGGACAAAACACCAAUGGUGCGGUGAACAACGGUGCUAAUUCGGUGAGACACGGAGAUGUGAUAAUAUUCAACGCAAAGACCCUCCAGCCUCUUUCUGUGAUAGAGGCUCACAAGACGAGUCUGGCUGCGAUGACUCUGAGUUUGAAUGGACUGCUUUUGGCGACGGCGUCCGAUAAGGGAACGAUUGUGAGAGUGUUUUCGGUGGAGACAGGUGCCAAGCUGUACCAGUUCAGAAGAGGAACGUAUCCCACCAAGAUAUAUUCGCUUGCGUUCAGUCCGGAUAACCGUUUUGUCAUUGCUAGUUCUGCGACAGAGACAGUUCAUAUCUUCAAAUUAGGAGAUGAUGAAACGCCUGCACCGACCUCAGGCCCAGCUCUUUCUGCUGUGCAGUCGCCAAGCUUGAAAAAAAGCAGCGAUUCCGAAGUCAGUGAUGACGAGGAACAGGAAGACGACGUGGAAGGGCCUCCUACAACUUUGGGACGUCGCGCAUCUACAACGUCGUUGGGCUCAUUAAACAGCACGGAGUCUGGCGCAGACAAAGUGGAGCCUCUGGUGGACCAUUCCCGUCGCUCGGUUGGACGGAUGAUACGAAGAACGUCCCAAUCAAUAGGAAGAAAAGCAGCUGAGCGCAUGGGAACUUAUCUACCGCCCAAAUUCUCGUCGAUAUUGGAGCCAAACCGCCACUUUGCUUCUCUCAAGGUUCCAACCUCCAAGGACACAAAAACCGUUGUGGGGAUAGCCAAGAUGCCUUCGUUAGAUCUGAUUCCCAGCGUCUUAUUAGACAACGGGUCUGCUCAAGGAAGUAUGGUGGAUGACUCUUCAAGCGACUUGACUUCCAAGAAGCUGCUCCAUAUAAUGAUUGUGUCUUCGGAGGGGUUCUUCUACAAGUUUGGCCUGGAUCCUGAGCGCGGAGGAGAUUGCAUUCUUUUGAGUCAAUACUCCCUUCUGAAUGACACUGUUAACAAGGAGCUAGGUCUGUAA